AUGACAAGUGUUUUGUCUCUCCCGGCUCAUUUCAGUCCCUACACGGAGAACCAUCAGACGUCGGCGGACAGCAGGGAGGAUGCCUAUGCCCAGCUGGAGCUGAGGACGCUGGAACAGUCCCUGCUGGCUACCUGUGUGGGCAGCAUUUCUGAACUCAGUGACUUGGUGUCCCGGGCAAUGCACCACAUGCAGCGUCUGAGCUCGGUGCGCCCAGGACAGAGCCCAGCCCGACACGCCCGUCCCCAGCAGCCCGUGUCCUGGUCGCCGGACGCCCUCCACACCCUUUACUACUUCCUGCGCUGCCCACAAAUGGAGUCCAUGGAGAAUCCCAAUUUAGACCCCCCACGCAUGGCACUCAGCAAAGAGAGGCCGUUCCUGCUGCUGCCUCCUCUGAUGGAGUGGAUGAGAGUCGCCAUAGUUCAUGCUGAGCAUCGCAAGAGUCUAUUGGUGGACAGCGAUGAUGUCAGACAGACUGCCAGGCUACUCCUUCCAGGACUGGACUGUGAACCAAGACAGCUGAAACCUGAGUGUUGCUUUAGCUCCUUCAAGCGUCUGGACUCCAAGGCCGCCACGGACAAGUUCCACCUGGACCUGGGUUUUCGGAUGCUCAACUGUGGACGCACAGAUCUCAUUGGCCAAGCUAUCGAUCUGCUGGGGCCUGAUGGGGUCAACAGCAUGGACGACCAGGGCAUGACCCCUCUGAUGUAUGCCUGCGCAGCUGGAGACGAGGCCUUAGUCCAGAUGUUGAUCGAUGCCGGGGCAAACCUUGACGUGGCGGUUCCACCAUGCUCCCCGAAGCACCCCUCUGUGCAUCCUGACAGUCGGCACUGGGCAGCCCUCACCUUCGCUGUGCUGCAUGGACACAUCUCUGUAGUGCAGCUCCUGCUGGAUGCAGGGGCCAACGUGGAAGGGGCCCCAGUCCGCAAUGGACAGGAGAGCACAGCAGACAACCCAUUGCAGCUGGCUUCAGCAGCAGGAAACUACGAGAUGGUGAGUUUGCUCCUGGCACGAGGCGCUGAUCCCUUAUCAAAGACCCAUGAUGGGAAUGCCCUCACGUCGUCGCUCUAUGAAGACAUGAACUGCUUCAGUCAUGCUGCCUCACACGGACACAGGAACGUGCUGAGAAAGCUACUGACUCAGCCCCAGCAAGUCAAAGAGGAUGUCCUGUCUCUGGAGGAGAUCUUAGCUGAGGGGGUGGAGGGCGAGGACGCCGGGAUCUGCCCUUUCCUCCCUCUCUCCCCCCUCCCCACCCCUUCCUCUGGCCCCGGGGCCCUGCCUGAAGGAGGCAUAGCGAGGCUCUGCAAGGCUAGGAUGAAGGCUCUGCAGGAGGCCAGCUACUACAGCGCGGAGCACGGCUACCUGGACGUCACCAUGGAGCUACGAGCUAUGGGUGUACCAUGGAAGCUGCACGUGUGGCUGGAGUCUCUGCGCUGUGCCACGCAGCAGUCCAGGGCGGGGGUCACCCUGUCCCUCCUCAGAGAAUUCACCACCAUCAGAGAAGAGGACUACUGCACAGAGCUGGUCACCCUCGGCCUGCCCCUGAUGUUCCAUAUCUUACGCACCACCAAGAAUGAUGCCAUCAUACAACAGUUGGGGACUAUUUUUAGUCACUGCUUUGGCCCCGCCCCCCUUCCAGCCAUCCCUGGGAUGAAGGCAACUCUUUCUGCACAGUUGGACCCUCACUUCCUGAACAACCAGGAGAUGUCAGAUGUGACGUUUGUGGUGGAAGGGAAACCGUUCUACGCACACAAAGUCCUGCUGAUCACAGCUUCAGACAGAUUCAAGUCUCUGCUGGCCUGCUCCGGAGCAGAAGGAAGCGGCAACAAGGCGAUUGAUAUCAGCGACAUCAAGUACAGAAUCUUCCAGAUGAUGAUGUCAUACCUGUACUGUGGAGGAACAGAGUCGCUAAGAACUAAUGUGCCCGACUUGCUGGAGUUAUUGUCAGCUGCUAGUCUGUUCCAGCUGCGCGUGCUUCAAAGACACUGUGAACUCCUGUGCUCUCGGCUCUGCACGCUGGAUAAUGCAGUCAGCGUCUACAGGACGGCCAAGGCCCAUGGUUCAGUGGAGCUGAGCUCAUUCUGUGAAGGUUACUUCUUGCAGCAGAUGCCUGCUCUGCUGGAGAGAGAGGGCUUCAGGACCCUGCUGCUGGGACCCCCCUCGGCCCGACAGGGGAACAACUCCAUCUCCACGCUGGCUCACAGCCGGGGAGAGUCGCCUCUGGAGGAGCUGGAGGCGACCCUGGCCCAACGACUACGCUCUCUCUGCGUCACCUCCAGAGUCUGAGUCUGCAGAAAUAAGAAUGUGGCGUUCGAAGAGGAGGUUUCUUUUCAUCAGUGAUACAGGAUCAGCUCUGAAGACAGACUAAAUAGUUUAUUACAGAAGUUCUUUUAGUAACGCCUGUUCCUAUCACUAAUAACAAGCUGGUUCCACAGUGCUUUGACUUUGGGAUACAGAUCUCUAUGGACAGUUUAGCAUUUUGUACCAAGCACUCCAUCUUGACAUUUUUUGCAGAGCACAGCAUUAAUGAGGAAGAAAAUUGGACAAUGUGAUGCUUUUUCUCCAAGGCUCGGGAAGCUUAAAUGGAGAAGCAACAGAUGGAUGCAACAAGUGGGAACUCUGAAUAAUAAAACACUGCUGCCCUCUACUGGACAAAACUGGCAAAAAUAGAGUUGCCCUGGAGGAUUGGGAUCACGUUUCCCUCCUGGUUCUGACUGAAGCUGGAAAGUGACAAUAGAUUGAAUCAUGGGAGGCAGCCAUGCUGGACUUUUGGCUUUAUCCCGUUCAAACUAAUAAUGCAGAGUGGGCGGACAGAGGUAGACUCAGUUCCUCUGGUAUUGAUGUGUACUUUGGAUGAACAAAUCUACUUUUUAUGUAACUGUAUGUUUUUUAUUUUUAAAAAGUAUUGCCGGAGAAUCAAAACACUUACUGAAGAGUGGGAUGGACAUUUUCUAUUUAAGGAGAAAAAAAAGAUGUGAGAGUAUUUAACGGGGUGUUCCCUUUUUAUUUUGUUUUUUAAUCCAAGCACAUUUUUAAUAUUAUUGAUACAAAAAAGGUUUUUGUGUAACUGUUUUUCCAGGUACACUCUUAACAGUAAAUGAAGUGUAUGUAAGCUGAGGUUUCAUGCUUCUAUACAGGUCGAGCAGCAGAGUCCAUCGUGGGAUUUGGAAUACAAAACAUAUGUUUGAAUGCUGAGUAUUGUAAUAAACCUUGUAAACAAGCUUUGUAGGUU
Molecule: messenger RNA, 3229 nt
Organism: Notothenia coriiceps (black rockcod)
Lineage: Eukaryota; Metazoa; Chordata; Actinopteri; Perciformes; Nototheniidae
Gene: abtb2b
Product: ankyrin repeat and BTB (POZ) domain containing 2b
Exons: 17
Coding region: 1-2283 (760 amino acids)
Molecular function (GO): protein binding
Source: RefSeq, a predicted model, not a curated record